UCUGGCAGGUUUGACCCGAAUGAGCGGCCGAGUUACUUGUCAGUGUAAACGUGUGGGUUUUAUUUCAGAAUGUUGAAGAUUCCAAGGGCUCUCCGUAGACGAAAGGAUGCAACCUGCCUCUUUCAAGCACUAUUCUACCAUGCUCGAUCGGGAGUAUUCGGAUUUAAGCUGAGACAAUCACGAGAAAACAACGAUUUUUUAUCCGCUGAGCAGCUGCGGAACCGGACUGAGAAUGCCAAUGUGUUCCGUCUUGUGGAGGCCUAUCGGCAGUUUGGACACAAGAAGGCCAGACUAGAUCCCUUGGGGAUUACACAGAUCGGAGAUCCGGCGGAACUCUCACUCAGCAGGUUUGGACUGACCCCAAACCAAACUGUGGCCAGUCUUGAUGGGAUAUACAACAACAGUCAGGGGCAGAUAACUGUGGCAGACCUCAUCACACAACUUGAACACAUCUACUGCAGCCAUGUUGCAGCUGAAUUUUCACAUUUACAGACUGAAGAGGAGAGAAGCUGGUUUGCUGCUGCCAUGGAAACCAAUGGUCAAAAUUCACUCGAGGCAGAUAGGCGGGUUGACCUUGCCAAACUUAUGCUUAGAUGUCAGGCUUUUGAUCAUUUUUUGGCCAACAAGUUCACCACGGUGAAGCGUUAUGGAGGAGAGGGCGGGGAGAGCAUGAUGGGAGUAUUUGAUGAGGUGUUCAGGAAGAGUGCAUCAAAUGACAUUUCAGAUAUUGUGUUGUGCAUGCCCCAUAGAGGGCGCCUCAACUUUCUCACAUGUAUGCUGGACUUUCCGCCAGCUGUUCUGUUCAGAAAGAUGCAGGGGAAGACUGAACUUCCAACAGAUGCUAAGGGCACUGGAGACGUCUUGUCACAUUCAUAUACAUCCGUGGACCUGUUGUAUGGCGGCAAGUCUCUCCAUGUCUCUCUCAUCCCAAACCCAUCACAUCUGGAGGCCAACAACCCUGUGGCUGUAGGGAAGGCGAGGGCCAAGCAGUUGUAUGCAGGGGAAGGGGACUAUGCCCCAGGGGAUGACGGUCAGGUGGGGGAGAAGGUUCUCUGUGUACAGGUGCAUGGAGAUGCCUCGUUUACUGCUCAGGGAAUAGUGGCAGAAACAUUUUGUAUAGCUGAGUGUCCUCACUACCGCGUCGGCGGCAGCAUUCACCUCAUCGUCAACAACCAGAUCGGCUUCACCACCGAGUCCUUACUGGGCAGGUCAUCCAUAUAUGCCGGUGACCAGGCCAAGAUCAAUGGCUACCCAGUUCUCCACGUUAAUGGCGAUUCCCCAGAGGAUGUUAUAACAGCGACUUCUAUAGCCAUGGACUAUCGACAGAGGUUCCAUAAAGAUGUCAUCAUCGAUCUCAUUUGUUUCCGCAAAUGGGGUCACAAUGAGUUAGACGACCCGACCUUCACGCAGCCGAUCAUGUAUCAUGCAAUCAACUCUCGAAGCAGCAUUCCAGACCUCUAUGCUAAACAGCUGGUGUCUGAGGGUGUCUGUAGGAGUGAAGAUCUAGACACAGUUGUACAGACAUGGAACUCAGUGUUAUCAGCUAACCUGGCCAAGGCAGACUCUUAUGUUGUACAGCCCAAGCAUCUACAGAAGCAGUGGUCCCAUCUGAUACAGGCGUCGGACUCCGUCACGAACUGGGACACCGGAGUACGUGAUGACGUCCUCAAGUUUGUCGGUGCCAUGUCGGUACAUAUUCCAACAGAUGUGAAUGUGCAUCCAACCAUCCAGAAGAGCCACAUUGAGCGCCGACGGCAGAGGAUGGUGGAGGGAGCAGACAUGGACUGGUCAGCGGCUGAGGCCCUCGCCAUGGGUUCACUCAUCUAUCAAGGUUACAAUGUUCGAAUUAGUGGUCAAGAUGUCGGCCGGGCAACAUUUAGUCACCGUCAUGCCAUGAUCGUCGACCAGGAGAACGACAGCAUCUACAUCCCCCUGAACCAAAUGACGGACACUCAGUCAGCUCACCUAGAGGUUGCUAACAGCGCUCUCACAGAGGAGGCGGUCCUCGGCUUUGAGUAUGGCUUCAGUAUAGAGAACCCCAAUACACUGCCCAUCUGGGAGGCCCAGUUCGGGGACUUCUUUAACGGAGCCCAGGCAAUCAUUGACACCUAUAUAUCCAGUGGAGAAGACAAGUGGUUGCUGCAGAGUGGUCUUGUGAUGUUGCUGCCUCACGGCAUGGACGGCGCUGGUCCUGAACACUCCUCCUGCCGCAUUGAGAGGUUUCUACAGAUGUGCAGCAGCCAGGAGGACGGCAUCGACGGCGACCAUGUCAACUUCCAGGUGGCCAACCCCACAACACCAGCUCAGUAUUUCCAUCUCCUCCGCAGACAAAUGGUCCGUAAUUUCCGCAAACCUCUAGUCAUGGUGGCGCCAAAAGUUCUCCUUCGACUCCCAGCAGCGACCUCAUCUCUCUCUGACAUGGCACCUGGCACCAGCUUUCUGCCUGUUCUUGCUGACCCUAAGGUCAAGGCUGACUCUGUGACAAAGGUCAUAUUUGUCUCCGGAAAGCACUACUACACAUUGGUCAAGGAGCGAGAGACGAGAGGACUGAAUAAUGUUGCUGUAGUAAGACUAGAGAGUCUGUGUCCAUUCCCUGCUGAAGAACUCAGGACUGAAAUACAGAAAUACUCAAAAGCAACAGAGUUUGUGUGGAGCCAGGAAGAGCACCGGAACAUGGGAGCCUGGACCUUCGUGGCUCCUCGCUUCCAGAACAUCGUUGGAGUCCAGUUGAAGUAUGCUGGCAGAUGCAACCUUGGCGUGCCGGCAACUGGCAUCGGAGAGAUUCACAGACAGGAAUCGACAGCCAUCAUUGACCAGACGUUCCAGUAGACGGCACCUUCUACCUUACUUAAACAGACAAUUUACAGAUCACUCCUUGAUUGGAGUGCUUUAGGAAUAUUUUGUGGUUUACUCAGGGGGGGGGGAUCCAACAUGGUUCUUAUCAUACCGGGUGGUUGUGAUAGCAGCACUGUCUGACCCAUCCUGGAGGGCAGCCAAUUGUUGUUUUGGGGGACAAAAUGGCAGUUUGGAUAUAACGUUUUGUAUGAGAGUGAAAUAUAGGGUUCAUGUACAUUAACUGAUCUGAAAUAGGCAAUCUCUGACACAGAAAUAGUUACUGGUCUGUGUCAGUUGUAUCCCCAGCAGGGUUACACUAUGUGAACGGCAUUUUCUUUUCCUCUGCCGUAUUGUGUUGGAAUUGUCUCUUAACCUUGGUGCAUAUUGUUUGUUUUAUAACAAAAGGAAUGUAACUUUGUUUGUUUUGCUGAUCAUAAGUUCUUGUUUCUGUAUUGACAUUUGAUUUCUGCAAUGGCAUUCUGACAGCUCCUGUUAUGCAAUUAUACCUCAUUGAUUUGAAAUUACUUCUCCAAACGCAUUCAAGUCACAGUAAUAAAUGCUGGAUUAAUGAAUAUUUAAGUGUUUACACAGAGAUAUUCCAUACAGGCUACGUAGUCCGUGUUAAUGAGGUGACACUCUACAGAGUAUGUGAAUGUCUGUUAUUGGUAGAAUGAGGAUAUGACUCGACUCCUGUAAAGUUGAACUGCAUUUAACCAUCAGGGCUGACAAGGGCAUUGCGAUUCACUUCCCUGCUUGAUUUGACUGCAUCCAUGACUGGGAUUUACUUAAGUACCAGGCAAUGUUGAAAAAAAUGUUUUUGCUCUCAAAACAAGCUUUUAACACCGUAUGAUUUGAUGGGAUUAAAUCUUCAAAAUAGGGACAUAGAAAGUUUGCAGUCUGCACUGAUCAAAUAAUUCCUCACCCUGGAAGCCAAAGGGAGUACCUAUGCUUAUACACUGUGUUAGUUGGCUGGUUCGUCACUGGAGGAAAUCUUUGUUGUUUUCACAUAAAGGUGAGUAGGAAAUAGGUCCAUUUUGACCCAAUUGAAAUGAGAAAUUCUCUACAGUUUCAUCAAAUUUUGAAUUACUGGUAUAAAUAUCAGAAAUGUUCCAGUGGUUGACGACUAUGUCCAUGCAUAAAUUACAAAUUAAAUCAAUUUUGGGUGGUGACCACAUAAGAUUUAAUUUCAUGCAACAAAAUUUAUUUGGGUGGAUAUAUUUUUUGGUUUUUAUUUGUUUAUUCUGGAAUAUCUCUUGAACAAUUGUUGAAAACAAAAGAAAUAGCUUCCACUGAACUAAAGAAUUUGGAUGUCUGUGUUUUCUAGUUAAUCAGAGUCUCCUGAAUGAAAUGAAAGUUGUCUAUUAAUAGACAUAUUAUACCAAUAAGUCUAUUAAGGGACCGUUCAUAAUUUAUGGCUUUAGGGGGGUGGAGAGAAAUGAUGAUUUUUAUGGAGAAGCAUGUACAAUGUGAAUGACCCCCCCCAUAAAAUUUAUGUACAAAGUAAAUGACCCCCUGCAUGUCAUGUACAAAGUCAAUGACCCCAACUCCCCCUUUCCAUAUGUUUAAAGCAUAAUUUUAAAAUAUUUAUAUGUACAAAAUUGCUGACCCCCUGGAAACGCUGUACAAAAUUGCCCUCCCAGAACAAAAUAUGACACCCCACCUGACCCCUUAAAUCAUCAUCAACACACACACACACACACACACACACACACACACACACAGAGCCAUAAAUUAGGACCACUGACCUGAGCAGAUUCAUCACUAGUCAGACUUCGCACAAACUAUACGUAGAUGUCAUACCCAGGUGAGAUAUAUUUUAAAUGUUUUUACCGAGUGUAUAUGAUGCAUUCAAUAGUAUCCCAGUGAAUAUACUGUAUGUAUGCCCAUGCAGAUCCAGGUGAUGACGGCAUGGUGUCUGUUGUAUAUAUGCUCUGAUUGAAAGUAUAUAGUGCUGUAAUGACAUGUGAAUAUUUAUGUUGUUUUAACAGUUGCAUGUUCAACUGUGAUGAGAAAUAGUUUACACAGAAAUUAUUGAAGUUAAAUUAGUUGGUUAUCCAGGGUAUCUUUCAUACAGUAAUAGCGUAUGACUUACACAAACAGGUCCACAAAGGUGUUUCUCUGAUUGGGAUCUUACUAUUUUAGCAAAUAAAUCUGCUUAUGAACU
This is a messenger RNA of Haliotis rubra (blacklip abalone), 4999 nucleotides long. RefSeq names its product probable 2-oxoglutarate dehydrogenase E1 component DHKTD1, mitochondrial. The coding region runs from base 70 to 2829 and encodes 919 amino acids. Gene Ontology annotation, molecular function: oxoglutarate dehydrogenase (succinyl-transferring) activity; thiamine pyrophosphate binding. Gene Ontology annotation, biological process: tricarboxylic acid cycle. Lineage: Eukaryota; Metazoa; Mollusca; Gastropoda; Lepetellida; Haliotidae. The record is from RefSeq and is a predicted model, not a curated record. The transcript has 23 exons.